AUAAAUAACACUGAUCCUUCUGCUGAUGACCUGCGUAAUAACAUCAUUACAGAGGCCAUUGUUUCAUCGUUAACAACCUUAGACAACAAAUUCAGUCUACCUUGUGCAGUUGAUUACGCGACACAGAAAGGAAAAACUGGGGAGGCGAUGGCAAAUGAAUUUGAAACUCACCUUAAAACAGUUCAGACAUGUGAAGCAUGCCAAAGGCGCACACCAGGCCAGCGGAAUAUUUUGAAAUUAGAGAACAUCAGAUGUGAAAGCUUUUGUAACGUUUGCUAUGAGAAAAAAGAUGUCUGGAAAGAAUGUCUGGAAAAAGGUCAUAUCAGCUAUGUACCAUCCUUAAGGUGUUGGGGUCAUUGCCUUGAUAAUGGCCUCAUUUGUACUACUUUCGAUUCUGCCUGACUGCCCCCAUGUAGGCAAAAGCCUGAAGGGAUCAUUUUCAAACUGGUGGCUAAAAUAUGGGGAUGAACGAUCUAACCUCGCCCAGCUGAGAACCUUGCAAAACAGAUCAGACAACACCACUAAAGAAAAGUUUCGAAAAUUGCUUCCGAAGAAUGACCAUGUCAAGAACAAGGAUAGACAAGACCCUUCUGCUGUUCUUGAACUAACCAAGCAAAGCGUGAUUGACGAACUGAGCCAAACUCGGUACGUCUGUCAA
Porites evermanni is the source of this 658-nucleotide messenger RNA. The record is from the annotation of a GenBank genome assembly. NCBI's taxonomy places the organism in Eukaryota, Metazoa, Cnidaria, Anthozoa, Scleractinia, Poritidae.